Messenger RNA from Paramecium sonneborni, 246 nucleotides. The record is from the annotation of a GenBank genome assembly. Lineage: Eukaryota; Ciliophora; Oligohymenophorea; Peniculida; Parameciidae.
AUGAGUCAAUAUGGUUCCCUUCAAUAACCUCUAAUAUAAGAAGAGGAAUCAAAAAACAUAAUUUUAGAUAAUCGUACAAUCACAGAAAUGAAUAUGGAAUAUAUUGUUAAUGAUAGUGCUUUUGAAUGGGGUUCUGCAUCAUUUUUAGAAGAUGAUAAUUAAGUAAAAGUAAUUCCAUUUGUUGCUAAUGAGACUAUAUUUUAUAGAAAGACAUUUGAGAAGAAUAGUAAGGAUCUUAACUUUUUU